CCGCACGAUCUUCUUAUAUAGCAAUAUAAGGUCAUCGUUAGAGAUUUGUCCAGGAAGAAGAAGGAGAAGAGGAGGAGGAGGAGGAGAUUUGUGACCAUUCCACUAGAGAGAAUGGGGAGACCACCAUGCUGUGACAAGGUUGGAGUGAAGAAAGGUCCUUGGACUCCAGAAGAAGACAUCAUCCUCGUCUCUUACAUUCAGGAACAUGGACCUGGGAAUUGGAGAUCUGUUCCUACUAACACAGGUUUGCUUAGAUGCAGCAAGAGCUGCAGGCUUAGAUGGACUAAUUACCUCAGGCCUGGCAUCAAGCGUGGCAACUUCACUGAUCAUGAGGAAAAGAUGAUCAUCCAUCUGCAGGCCCUUCUUGGUAACAGGUGGGCAGCCAUAGCUUCUUAUCUUCCACAGAGGACCGACAAUGACAUCAAGAACUACUGGAACACCCACUUGAAGAAGAAGCUCAAGAAGAUCCAAGCGGGCCUUGAUGGCCAUGGCCAUGAAGAGUUCAGAUCCAGCUCGCACUCCAUCUCAAAGGGUCAGUGGGAGAGGAGGCUCCAGACAGACAUCCACAUGGCCAAACAAGCUCUCUGCGAGGCUUUGUCUCUGGACAAAUCAUCACCAAGCCCUUUGGCUGACACAAAACCAUCUGAUCAUUAUGGCCACAACAUCGAUUGUGGCAACAACUGUGCUAGACCAUCAUACCAGGCAACGGUAUCAUCCUGCACUUAUGCAUCGAGUACAGAGAACAUAGCUAGAUUGCUUGAAGGGUGGACGAAGAACUCCACCAAAGCAGCCCAAGCGGCGAAAUCAUCCCCAGGGACUAAUCACCCCACUGCUCAAGAUUAUUCCAUCACCAACAGUUUCAUUCCAACUAGUGGCUCAAGCUCAAGCGAAGGCGCAACGACGCCGGAUCACCAUCAGGGCCUCGAGUGCUCGCUGUUCAGCUUCAAUUCUUCGGUCUCCGACGCCUCUCAAUCGGUGGCAUCGGUGGCACUGGACGAGAAGCCGAGCUUGACGGCGGACCAAGGGUUUGUCUUCCAAGACGAAAACAAGCCAGUGUUGGAUCAGAUCCACCAAGUGCCUCUCACAUUGCUGGAGAAAUGGCUCUUCGAUGACGGAGCACUGGUAGCUCCUCAGGUCCAAGAGGAUCAGCUCAUGGGCAUGUCCUUAGAUGAGGAUGCUGCUUUGUUUUGAGUUCCAAUCUAGGUCAAACGAAACAAAGAAAAACUCUUAGAUGCUCUUACUUUCUUUCUUCUUUGUCUCCUUUCUUUUUCAAGGAUUUAGGAAUUGGACUUGUGUAGGACUCGAUAUAUCUUCCCAUAAGCCUAAGCCAAGAACUAUUACUAACAAAGCCUGGCCCUUCUGGAAGGUCACACAAAAGUGUAAAUUAAGCAAAUCUAUAUAUGGAUAUGCUAUAUGUACUCAGAACUAUCAUGUAUAAAACUUUCGAGUCGCAACUUUUGUAA
Molecule: messenger RNA, 1463 nt
Organism: Rhodamnia argentea
Lineage: Eukaryota; Viridiplantae; Streptophyta; Magnoliopsida; Myrtales; Myrtaceae
Product: myb-related protein 306-like
Exons: 3
Coding region: 112-1191 (359 amino acids)
Biological process (GO): response to auxin
Source: RefSeq, a predicted model, not a curated record